Molecule: messenger RNA, 2760 nt
Organism: Suricata suricatta (meerkat)
Lineage: Eukaryota; Metazoa; Chordata; Mammalia; Carnivora; Herpestidae
Gene: POMGNT2
Product: protein O-linked mannose N-acetylglucosaminyltransferase 2 (beta 1,4-)
Exons: 4
Coding region: 536-2278 (580 amino acids)
Biological process (GO): protein O-linked glycosylation via mannose
Cellular component (GO): endoplasmic reticulum
Molecular function (GO): protein binding; protein O-acetylglucosaminyltransferase activity
Source: RefSeq, a predicted model, not a curated record
GCCUGCGCACGUGCACUGCUGUCGCGCCGGGCUCGCCCGCGGAGCAGGCGCAGGGCGGGCACCCGCGAGCUUGGCGGCGGCGGUCGGGUCUCUACCGCGGGACCUGCUCUCCAUGCCUGGUCCUCCCGGGCUCGGGGCGGGGUCAGGAGGCAGCAGCGGCGGCUGAUUCAGCCCUAGCCGGCCCCGCGGAGAGCCCACCGGGGCGCUUCAGCCCCACUGAAGCCCGCCUGCGGGCUGCAGGUGCUUGCUUCCUCCCUGUGCUCUGUCAUGCUUUUCCUGCCUGAGUCACUAAGUGCCUUGUGCCUCAUACAAAUCGGGUCCGAAAACCUGGUGCCUGAGGUGAAGAGGAGAGAACAAUGAGGAAAUUGAGGCUUGAGGAGUUAAUCUGCUGAGAUCAUAAAACCAGUUCACACCCAGGAUCUAAAGGAAGGCUUUUGCCGAUCCUCGGGGUGCCUGUGGAGACGGGUCAAGCCCGUCCGGGCCAUGGCACUUCCCCGGGGCCGUCCUCUCACUAGCGCCCCGCGGUGGCACUAGGAUGCACCUGUCGGCGGUGUUCAACGCGCUGCUGGUGUCGGUGCUGGCGGCGGUGCUGUGGAAGCACGUGCGGCUGCGCGAGCAUGCGGCCGCCCUGGAGGAGGAGGUGGCGCGCGGCCGCCAGGCCCCGGAACCCGCGUCCGCGCAGCGGAUCGACUACCCGCGCGCGCUGCAGACCCUGGCGGAGGGCGGCACGCACAUGGUGUGCACGGGCCGCACGCACACCGACCGCCUCUGCCGCUUCCAGUGGCUGUGCUACUCCAGCGAGGCCGACGAGUUCGUCUUCUUCCACGGCAACGCCUCGGCCAUGCUGCCCAACCUGGGCGCGCGGCGCUUCCAGCCGGCGCUGCUUGACCUGUCCACCGUGGAGGACCACAGCGCACAGUACUUCAACUUCGUGGAGCUGCCCGCCGCCGCGCUGCGCUUUAUGCCCAAGCCGGUGUUCGUGCCCGACACGGCGCUGCUCGCCAACCGCUUCAACCCCGACAACCUCAUGCACGUCUUCCACGACGACCUGCUGCCGCUCUUCUACACGCUGAGGCAGUUCCCCGGCCUGGCGCACGAGGCCCGCCUCUUCUUCAUGGAGGGCUGGGGCGAGGGCGCCCACUUUGACCUCUACAAGCUGCUCAGCCCCAAGCAGCCUCUCCUGCGGGCACAGCUGAAGACCCUGGGCCGGCUGCUCUGCUUCUCCCACGCCUUCGUGGGCCUCUCCAAGGUCACCACGUGGUACCAGUACGGCUUCGUCCAGCCCCAGGGCCCGAAGGCCAACAUCCUCAUCUCGGGCACCGAGAUCCGCCAGUUCGCCCGGUUCAUGAUGGAAAAGCUGAAUGUGAGCCAGGCGGGGGCUCCGCUCGGUGAGGAGUACAUCCUGGUCUUCAGCCGCACCCAAAACAGACUCAUCCUGAACGAGGCAGAGCUGCUACUGGCGCUGGCGCAGGAGUUCCAGAUGAAGACGGUGACGGUGUCCCUGGAGGACCAUGCCUUCGCAGACGUCGUGCGGCUGGUCAGCAACGCCUCCAUGCUGGUCAGCAUGCACGGGGCACAGCUGGUCACCGCCCUCUUCCUGCCCCGUGGGGCCACCGUGGUCGAGCUUUUCCCGUAUGCCGUGAAUCCGGACCACUAUACCCCCUAUAAGACUCUGGCCACGCUGCCUGGCAUGGACCUCCAGUAUGUAGCCUGGCGGAACAUGAUGCCAGAGAACACAGUCACGCAUCCCGAACGGCCUUGGGAAGAGGGGGGCAUCACUCACCUAGACCGGGCUGAGCAGGCCCGCAUCCUGCAGAGCCGUGAGGUGCCGCGGCACCUCUGUUGCAGGAACCCCGAGUGGCUCUUCCGAAUCUACCAGGACACCAAGGUGGACAUCCCAUCCCUCACCCAGACCAUACGGCAUGUGGUAAAGGGCCGGCCGGGGCCACGGAAGCAGAAGUGGACUGUUGGCCUCUACCCAGGCAAGGUCCGGGAUGCACGGUGCCAGGCAACUGUGCAGGGCGCCUCCGAGGCCCGCCUCACCGUGUCCUGGCAGAUCCCGUGGAACCUCAAGUACCUGAAGGUGAGGGAGGUGAAGUACGAGGUGUGGCUCCAGGAGCAGGGGGAGAACACCUAUGUGCCUUACAUCCUGGCCCUGCAGAACCACACCUUCACGGAGAACAUCAAGCCCUUCACUACCUACUUGGUGUGGGUCCGCUGCAUCUUCAACAAGGUCCUCCUGGGACCCUUUGCAGAUGUGCUGGUGUGUAGCACAUAGCGAGCGUGCCUCGGCCAGACCUUGGGGAGGGUGUGGCUCCUCCAGCUCCGUGUCCCUGGGCCCACUCACUCUGCAUGGUGGCUUCUGGGAGUUGCUCAUCUGUUGAGCAGGCCUGCCCCAGGCUUGUGCCUCUGUGUGCUCUUACAGCAUCUGGAGCGUGGGGUUCCCAGUACUCUCUCCACUGGUACCAGGGGACCCUCCCCACCCCCUUCUCCCAUCCUGAGCCCCCAGGCCAUGGAGAAGGCCCUUAGCAGGAGGUGGAAGAGGAGGAGAAGGAAGGUAAGAACCCUAAGGAGCCUCUAGCCGAGUAAUCCUGCUGUUCCCAACUGAAUCCUUCUGGUUGAUCUCCAGCGUUUGGAACCUGUGAGUAAACCAUGUCGUUGCUUGGGCGGGUGGUUCAUCAGCUCCCACCAUCAUGGAACUCCCCCAUGGCGCCGGCAAGGUGUGUUUGGAACAUUCAUUAAAUGAUUAUAAACAUCUGG